AUGGAUAGUAAGUCAAUGGUGGAUCCAUCAGAGUUUGGACGUAAUGUAUAUGUGGCCAGUCUUCCUCUUAGUUUUGAUGAUGAUCAGCUAUUUAAUCUUUUUGCUCCAUAUGGUUCUAUUAACUCUGCACGGAUUAUGCGAUCGAAAGGAACACGGCAGUCAAAAGGCUACGGCUUUGUUUUGUACAAAAAUCCACGUUCUGCUGAACUGGCCAUAUCAAAUCUUGUUGGGCAUGUAAUAGAUGGAAACAGAAUCCAGGUCCGCCUAGCACAUCCUGACGCUUCCAUUGCAUACACCGGUCAUCGAGGAUCGAAAAGUAACAGCUCUACACCAAGCAGUCGUACUUUGCAGGUAUCAACAACUACGCCGCAGCCGCAGCCGCAGUUACCAACAGAGGCACUUCUACAGACUCAGACGAUGGUAUCGCAGUGUACAGAUCCUUCUAUGAUGAUGCCAACAUACCCUGUUUCCGCACUUUACCCAACAAUGUACCCACCUGUGGUUCCUUCUGUUGUGAGCACCGCCUCUGCAUCUCCUAUGCCCAAUGUUUUUACACCACAAGUAAUGUUAGUUCCACAAUUUAAUUCAAAUAUGCAGCAGAUGACAGCCCAGCCAACGUUUUACAUGGUGAUUCCGGAUAAUGGAACAACAAACCCUGCUCUCGUGUAA
Messenger RNA from Trypanosoma theileri, 669 nucleotides. RefSeq names its product putative RNA-binding protein 5. Gene Ontology annotation, molecular function: RNA binding. The coding region runs from base 1 to 669 and encodes 222 amino acids. NCBI's taxonomy places the organism in Eukaryota, Euglenozoa, Kinetoplastea, Trypanosomatida, Trypanosomatidae. The record is from RefSeq and is a predicted model, not a curated record. The transcript has a single exon.